GCCGCCCUCCGCCGCUUUCCCGGCAGCCUCCGCGCCCGCGGCGGCCCGGCCGCGUCGCAAGAUGGCGGCGGACAGCGAACCCGAGUCGGAGGUGUUUGAGAUCACGGACUUCACCACCGCCUCCGAGUGGGAGAGAUUUAUUUCAAAAGUAGAAGAAGUAUUGAAUGACUGGAAACUUAUUGGGGUUUCUUCAGGCAAACCUCUAGAAAAGGGUAUAUACACCACAGGGACAUGGGAAGAGAAAUCAGAUGAAAUUUCAUUUGCGGACUUCAAAUUCUCAGUUACCCACCAUUAUCUUGUACAAGAACCCAGUGACAAAGAUGGGAAAGAAGAGCUGGCAGAAGAUGCCCUUCCGCUGCCAAUGCAGGACUUGCUGUGCAUGAACAACGACUUCCCCCCUCGAGCUCACUGCCUGGUGAGAUGGUAUGGCUUACGGGAGUUUGUGGUGAUUGCUCCUGCUGCAAAUAAUGAGGCCGUUGUGAGUGAAUCCAAGUGUAACCUUUUGCUGAGUUCCAUUUCCAUUGCGUUGGGGAACACUGGCUGUCAGGUACCACUGUUCGUGCAGAUACACCAGAAGUGGCGCCGGAUGUACGUUGGGGAAUGUCAGGGCCCGGGAGUCCGGACUGACUUCGAAAUGGUCCAUCUGCGCAAGGUGCCCAGCCAGUACACUCACUUAUCAGGGCUGCUGGAGAUCUUCAAAACCAAGAUUGGGUGCCCUCUAACACCACUGCCUCCCGUUAGCAUGGCUAUCCGGCUGACCUACGUGCUCCAGGACUGGCAGCAGUACUUCUGGCCUCAGCAGCCACCAGAUAUAGAUGCCCUAGUUGGGGGAGAAGUUGGAGGCCUUGAAUUUGGGAAGUUACCAUUUGGUGCCUGUGAGGAUCCUAUUAGUGAACUCCAUUUAGCUACUACCUGGCCCCACCUGGCAGAGGGCAUAAUUGUGGACAAUGAUGUGUAUUCGGACCUGGAUCCUAUGCAAGCCCCGCAAUGGUCUGUGAGAGUCAGAAAAGCAGAUAACCCUCAGUGUCUACUGGGUGACUUCCUUACCGAAUUCUUCAAGCUCUGCCGUCGGAAGGAGUCGACUGAUGAGAUCCUUGGGAGAUCUGCGUUUGAAGAGGAAGGAAAAGAGGUUGCUGACAUUACCCAUGCCUUGUCCAAGCUCACAGAGCCAGCACCAGUCCCAAUCCAUAAACUAUCAGUCACAAAUAUGGUUCACAGUGCAAGGAAAAAAAUCCGCAAGCACAGAGGUGUGGACGAGUCGCCUUUAAACAAUGACGUGCUGAACACCAUUCUACUGUUCUUGUUUCCUGAUGCUGCUGACAAACUUGCAGAUGGAUUUGAAAGCAGAGCCAACACUUCAGCAGGAAACAAUCCUCCUCCAGAGAAUGAAGAUUAUAAUCUCUUCAGUCAGUUUAAAUCUGCUCCCUCUGACAGUCUGACCUACAAAUUAGCUUUGUGUCUUUGUAUGAUAAACUUCUACCAUGGAGGAGUAAAAGGGGUGGCACAUCUUUGGCAAGAGUUUGUGUUGGAAAUGCGCUACAGAUGGGAGAACAACUACCUCAUUCCAGGAUUAGCUAAUGGCUCUCCAGAUCUGAGAUGUUGUUUACUGCAUCAGAAACUCCAGAUGUUAAAUUGUUGCAUUGAAAGGAAGAAAGCAAGAGAUGAGGGGAAAAGGGGGAGCGUGUCUGAUCGUUCACCUGGGGCUUCUGGUGAUGGUGCAAAAGGAGCAGAGCACUCUGCAGAUAACCCUGAUAAGGAAAAGGAAUUUGGCAAGUCUUGGGAAUCAUGGAGUGACAGUGAAGAUGAAUUUUUUGAAUGUCUGAGUGACACAGAAGACCUCAAAGGAAAUGGACAGGAAAAUGGAAAGAAAGGAGGAGCAAAAGAAGGCAACAAAGAGCCUGUGAACUUAAAACCAGAAGGUCGUCUGCAUCCACACGGGAAGCUGAUGCUGCUGCAUCCUGGAGAGCCUCUCUACGUUCCAAUAACACAGGAACCAGCACCCAUGACUGAGGAUUUGCUGGAGGAGCAGUCUGAGGUGCUGGCAAAGCUGGGAACCUCAGCAGAAGGUGCUCACCUCCGGGCACGGAUGCAGAGUGCCUGUCUGCUCUCAGACAUGGAGUCUUUUAAGGCAGCGAAUCCCGGCUGUUGCCUGGAGGACUUUGUGAGGUGGUACUCCCCUCGGGAUUACAUUGAGGAGGAGGUGGUGGAUGAGAAGGGGAAUAAAAUCAUCAAGGGCGAGCUGAGCGCCCGGAUGAAGAUUCCCAGCAACAUGUGGGUGGAGGCCUGGGAGACUGCAAAGCCCAUCCCAGCACGGAGGCAGAAGAGACUCUUCGAUGACACCAGGGAGGCAGAGAAGGUGCUUCAUUACCUUGCAGUUCAGAAACCAGCUGACCUUGCAAGGCACCUCCUGCCUUGCAUCAUCCAUGCAGCUGUACUCAAGGUAAAGGAUGAAGAAGCACUAGAAGAUAUCUCUUCAGUCAAGAAGAUAAUCAAGCAGAUAAUAUCUCAUUCCAGCAAAGUACUACGGUUCCCCAAUCCAGAGGACAAGAAGUUGGAAGAGAUCAUCGCUCAGAUUAUGAGUGUGGAAGCGAUCAUUGCCAGGGCAAGGUCUCUGAAAGCAAAAUUUGGUGUAGAGAAGUGUGAAAAUGAGGAGGAGAAAGAAGAUCUACAAAGAUUUGUAAACUGUCUCCUGGAGCAGCCAGAGGUGUCAGUUGUGGGUGCAGGAAGAGGACCUGCUGGCAGCAUCAUUCACAAGCUGUUUGUGAAUGCUCAGAGGCUGACUGAAUCUUCUGAUGAGGUUUCGGCGGUGCCGCCGCUGGAGGAGGAGCUGCGGCGCUCGGGCUGUGCGGAGGAGCGCAGGCAGGGGGUGCAGUCGGAGUUCCCUCCGCCCACGGGCCGGGAGGUGAUCCUGCGCUCGGCCGUGCCCCGGCCCGCGCCCUACUCCAAGGCGCUGCCGCAGCGCAUGUACAGCGUCCUCACCAGGGAGGAUUUCCGCCUGGCGGGGGCCUUCUCCGCCGACACCACCUUCUUCUGAGCCACCGGCCCCCACCAUCUUCCGUGUCCUCACAGCAGCGCGGGGCUCACGUCCCGCGGGAAGGGAAUGGAU
Pipra filicauda (Wire-tailed manakin) is the source of this 3106-nucleotide messenger RNA. RefSeq names its product RAB3 GTPase activating protein catalytic subunit 1 (gene RAB3GAP1). Bases 62 to 3034 code for a protein of 990 amino acids. The transcript is spliced from 25 exons. Gene Ontology annotation, biological process: positive regulation of GTPase activity. Lineage: Eukaryota; Metazoa; Chordata; Aves; Passeriformes; Pipridae. Gene Ontology annotation, molecular function: GTPase activator activity. The record is from RefSeq and is a predicted model, not a curated record.